Molecule: messenger RNA, 720 nt
Organism: Scedosporium apiospermum
Lineage: Eukaryota; Fungi; Ascomycota; Sordariomycetes; Microascales; Microascaceae
Product: GrpE protein-like protein, mitochondrial
Exons: 2
Coding region: 1-720 (239 amino acids)
Biological process (GO): protein import into mitochondrial matrix; protein folding
Cellular component (GO): PAM complex, Tim23 associated import motor
Molecular function (GO): protein-folding chaperone binding; adenyl-nucleotide exchange factor activity; protein homodimerization activity
Source: RefSeq, a predicted model, not a curated record
AUGUUACGCCAGGCCCUCUUCACCAACGCCCGCGCCAUCCGCUCGGCCGCCGUCGCCACCCGGACAUCGUCCGUCCUCAGAACCCAAGCCCAGCUGGCCGCGAGGCCUGCGCUAGCUUCGCUGCCCGUGAGGACGACGAGGUGGUAUACUGCUGAGGCGAACAAGGAGGGCGAGAAGAAGGAAGGAGAGGAGGCCAAGGCCGAGGAGAAGGAGGUUGAGGAUCCUCUGAAGAAGAAGCUUGAGGCUAAGGAGAAGGAGGUUAUUGAUCUCAAGGAUAAAUACCUCCGCCUCCUCGCCGACUUCCGCACCCUUCAAGACCGCAGCGCCCGCGACCAAAAAGCAGCAAAAGACUUCGCCAUCCAAAAAUUCGCCUCCGACCUCCUCGACAGCGUCGACAACCUCGACCGCGCCCUGCACAUCGUGCCCCAGGACCAGCUCGCCGGCGAGCCCACCUCCGAGCACCACAAGCACCUCGUCAGCCUACACGAGGGUCUCAAGCUCACCGAGACCAUCCUCAUGCAGGUGCUCGCGCAGCACGGCGUCGUGAGGCUGGAUCCCCUCGGCGAGAAGUUCAAUGCUGCCGAUCACGAGGUUACCAUUCUUGUGCCUCAUCCUGAGGCCGAGGAUAAUUCCGUCGUCUCGGUUGAGAGUAAGGGGUUUAAGCUUAAUGGGCGGUUGUUGAGGCCUGCUAAGGUACAGGUUGCUAAGAGGCAUCGUUAA